AUGUCAUACAAAGUCGCGUUAUUGUGCCUAACAGUCCUCCUCGGCAGCAAUGCCUUCCCACUUGAGGAGGAACAGGACAUGUCCAUCUUCUUCGACCACACCGACGCCAGUGCUCGCAUCGUCGGCGGCAGCAACGCCGGCAACGUUCCUCAACAGGUGGCGCUGACGACCGGCACCGGGACCCGCAGCUUGGUGUGCGGAGGCAGCAUCGUGUCUAACAGACACGUUCUCACCGCCGCCCAUUGCAUGAGACCCGUUGGUGGAAACAACCCUAGCGCCUCCCUCCGCGCAUGGGCAGGCACCAACCGCUGGGCGAGCGGUGGCACUGGUAUCCAGUUCAGCCGUGGUCUCAUGCACGCGCAGUACAACCACAAUACCAUCAAGAACGACAUCGGCAUCUACACCGCCUCCGCAAACAUCGCUCUCUCCGCUGCCGUCCAAGUCAUCGCUCUGAACUUUGACUUCAUUGGUGCUAAUGUUGCUACCAGAGUCACCGGCUGGGGCAGAACCUCGGCUGGAGGUCCUCUUUCUGCCACUCUCCUGGAACUGCGCGCUUCAACCGUCGACGGUAACCACUGUGUGAACGAGGUCCGUCGCGUGUCUAACCAGGUCGGAAUUCGUGCGCCGCACGUUGACCCCGCCAUCGAGAUCUGUACCUUCCACUCCCCCGGACGUGGUACUUGCAAUGGUGACUCUGGCAGCCCCCUAGUGCGCUCCGACCGCAACCAGCAAAUCGGCAUCGUGUCGUGGGGAAUCCCCUGCGCCCGCGGCGCGCCUGACAUGUUCGUGAGAGUCAGUGCCUACAGGACCUGGAUUCAAAACGCUAUGCGUUAAUUGACAAUUAAUAUUAUAA
Messenger RNA from Bicyclus anynana (squinting bush brown), 853 nucleotides. Its product is annotated as chymotrypsin-2-like. Gene Ontology annotation, biological process: proteolysis. Lineage: Eukaryota; Metazoa; Arthropoda; Insecta; Lepidoptera; Nymphalidae. The coding region runs from base 1 to 834 and encodes 277 amino acids. Gene Ontology annotation, molecular function: serine-type endopeptidase activity. The transcript is spliced from 5 exons. The record is from RefSeq and is a predicted model, not a curated record.